Molecule: messenger RNA, 4975 nt
Organism: Limanda limanda (common dab)
Lineage: Eukaryota; Metazoa; Chordata; Actinopteri; Pleuronectiformes; Pleuronectidae
Gene: lipia
Product: lipase, member Ia
Exons: 11
Coding region: 3184-4542 (452 amino acids)
Biological process (GO): lipid metabolic process
Molecular function (GO): carboxylic ester hydrolase activity; lipase activity
Source: RefSeq, a predicted model, not a curated record
AUAUUUCCCUCUGUAAUGUUCAAAGCCUGGGAAUUUUUUUUUACACUAUUUUUUAAAUAAUGUGCAAAAGCCAGACAUCCAGAAUGUGUUUUUCAUUCCCACAUGAUCCUUAUUUGAAGUGUGAGAGUAAACAAAGUGGCCACGUUUCAUAUUGACAGAAGAGGACUCACCCCGCGAGGGCCUUGCCUCUGGUUCUGUGGGGCAUGCUGCUGCUGGACAUUCUGUCCUCGACCUCGUCUCCUUCCUGCCAUCCUGGACGUUCUGCUGCUGUGUCCCUGCACCGGCGUGUCGCUCCUUCAACUCUUGAGCAGGGGGCUGUUUGUAAGUAUACUUCCCAUGGGCCGGCCUGCCUGUUACCUGAUGACGGGAGAACAUUCUGAGCAAAGUUCACAGCCUCUCUGGUGAAGGCGUUUGGAAAUGGAGAUUGCACUUGUUAUCAAUACUGAACCUUCGAGGAUUGUCCCUUUCUUCAUUUGGUAUUGCUGACACUUAAAGUCACACUUUAAGCAAACUUCCCGUGGGACAGUCCAGGUGGGAGUUAAAGUGAAAAUUCAUGUUUCAAAUCAUUUCUCACAUUUCCUUCGAGACUAUUAAUGUGUAUGGAGUUAAUAGGGUAUGGGCCGGAGCUUUCACAAUUUGCAGCCUUUGGAACCAAACACUGAAGCACAAUGUGUCCCGACAUUUCACUCAACUGUCACAACUUACCUACAGUAAUACAGCUUGGGUACACCUUAAAAUCAAUAACUUGUCCCUGCAUGUCAUAGCACAUUUACUGUUCUACACCAGCUGCUACUUUAUCAUACACACUGUUUACUCUGUAGCUCCAGCUGCAGUUUGACCCUGUUGUUAAAAGAUUUACACACAUGUACUGUCUAAAACAACCAAAUCCUAUUAUAUAGUCUCAAAUACAUAUGCAGAAAUGCUUUAAUGAUAGUAUUUAUUUGGAAAUGUAUGUUAAGUGAAGAUUUUUUUGCCGUGAGAGCAAAAACAAUUGUUUAAAUGUUUCAAAAAUUACUGUAGUGGAUAAAAGUGAAAUGAUAUUCGUGGUGCCCAGAGGAUGAAGCUACUGACUCCCCCAUCAACAACACUGUGAGGUUGUCUUCUGGGGUUUUAAGUGCACUGUCUCAAAAUGGAGGAAUUCCCUUUCAAUUUAGUACAGAAGUUCAUGAAUUUGUGUAACUUUGGUGAUAGCAUUUCAUUUAUAGCGUCGUUAUCAGACCUCUUAACAUGACAGAUUUUUUCAUCAAGAUUCAUGAUUAUUUUUCUGAGAAAUCAACGAAAGUCCCACAUCCGCCUUCUGAUCCGGAUCCGCUGCAACAUUUAAUGGUAUCGUCUGUGAUCCGUCUCACAUCCUUCCAUCCAAUGAUAAUUUGUUUAGUAAUCCUGCCAAUUAACAGGGAGACAAACAAACAGACAUCAUCUUCUCCGUGCCGGUGAAAAGGAGAGGCUGGUGGAAUUUAAAUGUAAAAAAGGGAGGGCUGUUCCCUCGCAUAAUCAAUAACAACCACUUUAAUCAACAUCCAUUAUCAACAUAACAAAGUAGUGAAAAUACAGCCACUUGUCAUCUGUGUUUAAAAAUAUAUAAUCUUUGAUAUGUAAGUAGUUUUUUCUAAUACAAUAAAUAACACAUAGUAAGACUGAAAUAAAAUACUAAUCUGAAAGGUUAAAACCCCUCCCCUGCUCUCCCAACAAAACUGAGACCACCCUCCCUCCCUCCACUCCUCCUCCUCCUCUGAAACCCCCUUCCCCAUCCGCGAGGCUUGUACUGUACUGAUCACUGUCUAAAUACAGCCUCAGUGAAACACAUGGCUGCUCAGUGUGGUUAUGGGCGUGUUCAUAGAGGAUUCUUCUCAUACGUUGUCAUGAAUAUUUUCGUAAAUGGUUGUAUAAACACAAUGUCAUCAUUGUUCUGGAAUGUGAUGGUCCACAAUUGCAGAAUAUAAAAAAAAACAUUUUUAAAAAUAGAAAAAACUAAUUUAUUUUUAUUUUAUUUUUAUUUCCACCAAGGAGGGUUAUGUUUUCCUCCUUGUUUGUUUGUUUAUUAGCACUAUUACACAAAAACUAUACAACUGAUUCCUUUUACAUUUUGUAAAGCGUGGGACAUAAACCAAAGAAGAACUGGUUUUGGUGUGGAUCUAGAUCAGGGCGUGGAGCUUCCUUCAGUUUCACAGAUUUCCCAGAAAAUUCUAAAUGGAGCUUGAUGAGAAAAAAAAACAUCUGGCACAUUUUGUGAACCGAUACUUUGAGUUUGUGAAAUUUGGUGCAGCUUGAUGGAAUGCAAGUGGACUGUUGAAUGUGCUCUGCUGAGUACUGUUCUAGUGACUUAUUACUUUAAACAGUAAUCAAACCUCUUUCAAGUCGGUGAAAGAUUAUCAACAGGUAGAGAAAAAUAAAAGAAAGAGUUGUCUCAGAAUGAACUUGCAGGAAACAUCGGGAGCAACUGGAGCAUUCGGACCCUAUCUAGAAAAGUUAACAGAAAUGUUCUUCACGUGUUUCACUUUCGUUCUAACUUCUUCAACAUGAAUAAGGCUCAACGCACAGGAGGAAGGGUUUUUUUAUAGAUUCAAAUCAAGUUCAACAGAAACAGAAGAAACAGCCGUCCGACUGGUUUUAAGACACAUGUAACAGUGACUUCACAGGAAUUUUUUUUCACCUGCGAGCACAAUGACCUGGAGCAAAGGGGUGGGGCUAUCCCUGUGAGAGCAUGCAGGGUGGCAGUACUUCUUUACAGUGCUUCCUCUCACUUCCUGAUCCCUGCACAAAUAUGUGGAGGGACAAACACAGGACAGCCUGUUGUCAUUCUCUGGACCUGUGAAAUAUCACCCAGCAGCAAAGGUGAGACUGUGAUGACUCUGAAGUGACUGUCUGUGUGUGUUGUCAGAACUGAAGGUGGCUGGUUGAACCACAGGGAGAGACUGUGCAGUGCUGUAAACAUCAGGUGUCGACUGGAGCAGAAGAAGUCAGAUCACAGACAGAGUGCUCCAACAGCACAGACUGGGAUUGCUGCAGAUUUCAGUUUCACUUGUUGUCACCAUGUCGUAGGUCGAAAUCCAUCAGAGCGGCUGGAGCCAGAAUAAUAAUAACAAGAAUGUAGAUUUUCAGUGGAUUGAGAAUAGUUUUUCACCAGCUUAGUCAGGAGAACCUACUAACUGGGAGAUUAUUUGCCCGUCACUGGUGUAAAGUAUGUUCCUGUGGAAUUAUCUCACCGGGCUCCUGCUGAUAGCUGCUCAGAUAUGUAAAGCCGCUCACAUAUGUGACAAAUUGACAAAACUCAAUGUCGGCCAUGCGUUCCUUGGCACCAGCGUCCAGGUUAAGUUGCGGCUGUUCACCAGGGAGAAUACCACCUGCGGCACGCUCCUGUCCGACACCGACCUGUUGGCCCACCCCCAGUUCAACUUGUCCCGGUCCACCACCUUCAUCAUUCACGGGUACCGGCCCACGGGGUCUAUCCCUCGGUGGCUGGAUGACACUGUGGAGCUGCUGCUGGCCAGGACAGACACCAACGCCAUAGUGGUGGACUGGAACCACGGAGCUACCAACAUGGACUAUUUUAAGGUGACGAAGAACACACGGGAGACAGCAGACUACCUCACUGCGUUCAUCGAAAGGAUGCAGGAGCACGGUGCCUCUCUGAGCUCCAUCCACAUGAUUGGAAUCAGUCUCGGAGCUCAUAUAUCAGGUUUCGUAGGCGCCAAACUGGACGGCGCGAUUGGAAGAAUUACAGCUCUGGAUCCGGCCGGGCCUGACUUCACUGGAACUGCACCAGAGCAGCGACUGGACCCCACAGAUGCCCAGUUUGUGGACGUCCUGCACACAGACAUCGAUUUUCUGGGCUACAGGGAGCCUUUGGGUCACAUUGAUUUUUAUCCAAAUGGAGGAUCAGACCAGCCCGGCUGCCCAAAGACCGUCUUCUCUGGAAGCUCUUAUUUCAAAUGCGACCACCAGAGAUCGGUGUUCCUCUUCCUCGCCUCGAUGAAUCAGACGUGUCUCAUCAGGGCGUUCCCCUGCUCGUCCUACAGCGACUUUCUGGACGGAAAGUGUCUGAGCUGUGAGCAGUUUGGUGCGGCCGGAUGUCCUGUCUUUGGCUAUGACGUCACAAAGUGGAAAGACACCCUGGUGGGACUGAAACAAACCAAAGUUUUCUUCACAACAAAUCCAAAGCUUCCAUUCUGCACUACAGGCUACACAGUAGAUGUGGUGAUAUGGAACACCAAUAUUCAGAGUGGAUACAUGACCAUUAAACUUCAUCAUAAUGGUACAGAAGCAGUGGCGACCGUUGACCAUAAAUCCUCAAAGUUUGAGAAGUACACAGAGACCAAGUUGUUCGCCCAGUUUGAUAAAGACAUUGAGUCAGUGGACAAAAUGUCCGUCAAGUUCUCCUCUGGGAUCGGGCUCAAGCCCAAGUAUAAGCUUCGUGUUCUGCGAAUCCGUCUCACACAUGUGGAACUCAAGACAACGGCUCUCUGUCGAUAUGACCUCCUCCUUGAGGAGAACACGGAGGUCACCUUCAGACCGAUUCCCUGCGAAGAAUCCAUCUUCUGAGGCACAAUGGGACCUUGUGUCAAAAACGUUGCUGUUUGUCCUGAGAGGCUCAGCUGCCUUGUACAGGAAAACAAGGACUGAGAGAAAAUCACAUGGACCCAGCAGCUGAAUAUUUACUGACAAAACAGAAUGUGAUAUACCAGUGUAUAUACUGUAUAUGUGUUUUUUAAGAGAAAAUAUAUAUAUGUUUAUAUGUGUGUUUGUCUGGGAAAAGGACUAUAUUUGACUUUCACUAAAUAAAUGUUCACACGUUGAAAUAUUCAUAGCAAAUGACCUGUGAUGUAAAGUUCUGAGCCAUUUUAAACAUUUCACGUUGCUUCCAACGACAUAUUUAUUUGUGUAAAUGAGAAUUUUUAAUAAACAAAAACAAAAAUAUUCAGUCCUUUUGGCCAUUCAGCAGUCUCACAAAAAGUAAAUAAAAUGUUAUAUGAAA